UUUUGGAUUGAUCAAUCUCGAUUACGUUAUUAAGAAGAAGAAAAAUGAUGAAGGGUUAUGUUGUUUGCUUUGUACUUCUCCUCUUUCCAUUCGUCAUGCAUGCAAGGCACAUUGGCAAGCUACACUCCCAUAAUGGGUCUAGCAAGGAGGAAGCAAGUGAGAAACCUGAUUUGUAUGUCGAUCACGAAAGGGCACCAUUGAUGCAUAGAAGAGCUGAUACGCUUCAGAUCGCUGGGUCGAGAUUACCUGAUUGCUCGCAUGCGUGUGGAUCGUGCACACCGUGUCGAUUGGUUAUGGUUAGCUUUGUCUGCUCAUCGCUCGAAGAAGCCGAGACAUGUCCAAUGGCCUACAAAUGCAUGUGUCAUAACAAGUCAUAUCCAGUUCCAUAGUAUUUCAUUUUGUCUAAGAUUCUUCGUAUUUUUUUUCUUAUAGAUUUCCUUUGAGGAAUCAAAGAGUUUCAAGUUCUAAUUUAUCAUCUCUUUAAAGAUGAAAUUGGCGCUUGUGCUAAUAGGGUAAUGGGAUUUUUUAUAUAUGUGAUACGAAACUUGAUCAAGAAUGCUUGCAUGCUCAAGAAACCAAGAAAAACAAGCAUGUCCGGUUAUUUGAGAUUAAAAAUGAAA
Messenger RNA from Olea europaea var. sylvestris, 620 nucleotides. RefSeq names its product protein EPIDERMAL PATTERNING FACTOR 1-like. Gene Ontology annotation, biological process: stomatal complex development; guard cell differentiation. Bases 45 to 389 code for a protein of 114 amino acids. The transcript has 2 exons. NCBI's taxonomy places the organism in Eukaryota, Viridiplantae, Streptophyta, Magnoliopsida, Lamiales, Oleaceae. The record is from RefSeq and is a predicted model, not a curated record.